This is a messenger RNA of Symbiodinium pilosum, 1743 nucleotides long. The record is from the annotation of a GenBank genome assembly. NCBI's taxonomy places the organism in Eukaryota, Dinophyceae, Suessiales, Symbiodiniaceae.
AUGGAGCCUGUGUCACCACUGCGACCAGGAGGGACACCAAAUCUUGCUGGUUUGGGCUCCCUGCACGUGCCUAGUUCAGACUACAGCAGCUUGUCACCAUGCGCUUUGAAGACAACUCAGAGCCCGGAUGCUACGAUCUCUUCUCCGACCUUGAAAGCACCGGGAGGAUACAGCUACGCUGGCUUCGCCGCCCGGGAGAACAGCUUCUCAACGCUGGGCUAUAGCCAAGCAUAUUCCACCUCUCAGACCACGAACGGCUUCAGUGGUCUCCAGGAGCUUUCUACCGAGGUGCAACGAAAGGCAGUCGAGUGGGAAAGGCAGAUCGAGUCCUUGGAUGCCAAGGAGCUGGAAAUCCACCAGACACAACUGCGUUUGAUCCGGGAGCAGACUGCGGCGUUCCGAUCUGACUUCACAGCUUUGCGCAAGGAGCUUGCUGACACCAAGGCCAUUGUUCAGAGGCAGCAGGCGAGUGCCAACGAGCAGGGCGCCAGGCUGGAUGAUAUCCUUGCAAGGGAGCGUCAGGACAGGGACGCGAGCCAUACUUCGCUUGGCAGUCGCGUGGAAACCAUGGAAAGAAGCCUGCCCAAGCUGAAAGACGAGAUUGCGUCCCUGAAACUGCUGCUCCGCGGUCAAGAUGUUGUAAUGAUCCUCCAGGCGCAUGAGGAGGAGAUGAAGUCCAUCAAAGACUCGCAUGCUGAUCUGAAAAACAGGCAUAGUGCCAAAGAGCAGCACCAUGCAACAAUUCAGCAGAGGGUGGACUACCUUGAAAAAAUGAUGGGGGACUCGGCAGACAAGCAUGCCGCGCAUGUCAAGCAGCUGGAGGAGCUUCGUCGCUCACAUGACGACACGCAUAGUCGGCACGAAGCCCUUCGGCGGGAGAAGGAAUCCCUGCAUAGCCGUCAUGCCACAUUUGAGGAGCGUCUGGCAAACCUCGAGAGGUUUUUGUCGGAAUCUCUGGACAAGCACUCUCGGGAGCUCUCAGAUCAUCGAACAGCUCAUGGGCGGACGAGCGGCGAGACGCAAGCGCUGAGAGAGAAGCAUGCUUCAGUUGAAGAGCGGCUCAAGUUUCUUGAGCAGUCAAUUGGAGACUCUGUGGAGCGACAUGCCUCAGAGCUGAAACAAGCCAAGUUGCAACUCGAGACCUUGCACGGCAAACUCUCAGAUGAGCAGGGCCACCGAGAAAGCCGGGACCAGCAUCAUGCAACGCUGGAAGAGCGGAUGCGCUUUGUGGAGCAAUCGCUUGGGGAUUCAGCUGAGAAGCACUCCCGAGAGCUCAGGGCGCAUAAAGACAGCCGAGAACAGCAGCAUGCUUCACUCAAGGAGAAGGUGAGUUACAUGGAGAAACUCAUUGGUGAUUCCGCAGAUGAGCAUGCCAGAAAGCUGGAAGCUCACAAGAGAGAUCUGGAAGAUCACAAGAGGAGUCUUUCGAAUCACCAACAGGCGUUUGAUGAGCACAGGAAACAGGCUCAAAACCAACAGGCAGCUGUUGAGCGACACGCCUCUUUUGAGCAGCGCCUCGACUUCUUGGAGCGCGCUCUAGGAGAUUCGGCCCAGCAUCAUACUGGCCAGCUGCGGGCAGCUAAGGCUGAGCUGGAGCAGAGGCACGAGGCACACCAGGCAGCCACCGGCUCACUGGCAGACCGAAUUGACUACCUGGAGAAGUGGUUUGGCGGUCUGCCUGGUUUUCAACCUCCUUUGCCAGGGGUGGUGAGGCCUUGUGAGAGGCUCCUUGACAUGAGCUGA